Bursaphelenchus okinawaensis is the source of this 953-nucleotide messenger RNA. Lineage: Eukaryota; Metazoa; Nematoda; Chromadorea; Rhabditida; Aphelenchoididae. The record is from the annotation of a GenBank genome assembly.
AUGAGCGCCCCUGGGACAAGUCGACAAUCAGGUAUGUUAUUGUGCAUCAAUGUCAAUAUAGUCUUUAAUAUUUAGAGCGAUUGGCUACAUUGCAACCAGUAGCUUUUGCGGAUUCAAGGCUAAAACAGAACAUGUUAAGCAAGAGGCUAGCUAUAUUGGAUAAGGUAAAUGUUUGAUUAUGUUGUUAGCAAUUUUAGAUUCAUACUCAUAAUAAAUGUUACAGCUUUAAGUCAAUAUAAGUAUGACUUUAUGAAGGUUUGUUUAAGGAUAACAUGCAAGAUGACCCUCAUGCUAAUCUUUCUUGGCAUAAAGCUGUACCCAAGUUUGAUGACAAUUUCAAGGCUAACAAAGGCACCAAGAGAAAACACUUUUCAACUGCAGACAGACCUGUUUUAGAAGUUGGGAGUAAGUUAAAGUUUAUAUUUCAACUACAUAUUGUUUAUGGAAUUAGGCUGUUUGGUUGAAACUUAUUAGUGUGUUUCUUAUGUACGAUUUUUAAAACUAUUUUACCAUGUUAAUAACAAAUUGUAGCGAUAAGAGUUGCAUUGUUUUAGCUAAGAAAGGAAAGAAACUUCGAUCAGAGCUGAGUAAAACAAGGUUCCGCAAAGAUUUUGCACAGUUAAAAGAAGAAUACGAGGUAAGAAAAGAACGUUUUACUGUUGAUUUAGUCAAAAAAACGAGUAGAAUCCUCCCUCUUUGUCCGUAUAGUGAUUUCUGUACAAUUUCGACCAAUCUAAUUAGUACUUUACAUAUAGAAAGUCAAGAACCCGUUAGAUGAGCGACCGACAUACGACGAUGUUCUGGCGUCUCCAAGUAUCCUUCCAGCACGAAAAUUCUGUUCAGUAUGUGGUUUGUUCUCCAAAUAUUCGUGCUUCAAGUGUGGAUCCUACUUCUGCUCCAUGAUCUGCAAUGAUUCUCACUCGGAAACACGGUGUGCCAAAUGGAUGAAAUAA